This is a messenger RNA of Acanthosepion pharaonis, 492 nucleotides long. The record is from the annotation of a GenBank genome assembly. NCBI's taxonomy places the organism in Eukaryota, Metazoa, Mollusca, Cephalopoda, Sepiida, Sepiidae.
AUGUAUUCACGAAGUCUGUCCGGAACACUUCCAGCAAUUUCGAAUAUCCGGUUCUACAAAUAUCAGUUAUCUAUCUAUCUAUCUAUCUAUCUAUCUAUCUAUCUAUCUGCUUACUGUUCAUUUACUAUCUAUCUAUCUAUCUAUCUAUCUAUCUAUCUACCUAUCUAUAUGCUUAUUUUCUUAUCUAUCACACCGUGUAUUAUCUAUCUAUCUAUCUAUCUAUCUAUCUAUCUAUCUAAGUUUAUUCAUAUCAUCUUAUAUCUAUCUAUCUAUCUAUCUAUCUAUCUAUCUAUCUAUCUAUCUAUCUAUCUAUCUCCUGAUGAUGUCUGUACAUUUACUAUCUAUCUAUCUAUCUAUCUAUCUAUCUAUCUAUCUAUCUAUCUAUCUAUGUGUGUGUGUGUAUCUUUUUUUCUAUGUGAGUCUGUUAAUUUACUAUCUAUCUAUGUAUAUUUUUUUUUGCAACUUUUCGCCUCAACGCGAUCUCCCGAGUAA